Messenger RNA from Penicillium verrucosum, 1605 nucleotides. RefSeq lists its product as uncharacterized. Gene Ontology annotation, molecular function: iron ion binding; monooxygenase activity; heme binding. The record is from RefSeq and is a predicted model, not a curated record. The transcript has 4 exons. Lineage: Eukaryota; Fungi; Ascomycota; Eurotiomycetes; Eurotiales; Aspergillaceae. The coding region runs from base 1 to 1605 and encodes 534 amino acids.
AUGGAGUCCAAGACCCAUGGAGGCAGCAAUUGGCUGGGAUAUCUAUCACACCAACUUAGAGAACAGGAGCAUGCUGGGCCAGUCUUCACGGCAGUGGUGGUGGCGGUGCUUACCUACGUGCUCUACACUAUUAUGUAUGCUACCGACAUUCCUCACAUCAAGGGCAUGCCAGAAAUCCCUGGCGCUGUUCCCGUGUUUGGACAUCUUCUCAAACUUGGCGAGGAUCAUGCUUCAGUUUUUGAAAAAAGGUGGCGCCAAUACAACCACUCUGUCUUUCAGAUCAAGCUGGGCAACACCAGAGCCGUCGUUGUCAACUCGUUCGAUGACUGCAAGAAGAUGCUCCUCGGCAACCAAAAUGCAGUCAUUGACCGCCCCAAGCUCUACACCUUUCACGGCGUAAUCAGCAGCACCCAGGGAUUUACCAUUGGAUCUUCGCCCUGGUAUGAGUCCUGCAAGAAGAAAUGCAAGGCCGCCGGUAUCGCUCUGGGUCGCCCUGCCGUGAGGGACUACUACGCCAUGUUUGACCUAGAGAGCUACUGCAUCCUGCGAGAUAUGAAAAAGGACAGUCGCGAUGGUCAGAUAGAGAUUGACAUUCGGCCGUAUAUCCAGCGAUACGCGCUCAACACAACUCUGACGCUCUGCUAUGGUAUUCGCAUGGACGCUGUCUACGACGAUCUGCUCCGCGAGAUUCUUCACGUGGGAUCGUCUAUUUCCCUAUUACGCAGCGCCUCCGAGAACCUGCAGGACUACAUCCCUGCCCUUCGGUAUGUUCCCAGCAACGAGAAGACCGCCUGUUCAAAAGACCUCCGGGAACGACGCGACACCUAUCUGGACCUCCUCUUGAACAAAGUCCGUGAGAUGAUCAAGAAUGGUACAGACAAGCCUUGUAUCUCUGCUGCUAUUCUCAAAGACCAGGAGACCAAACUAUCUGGUGUCGAGGUCUCUUCAAUCUGCCUGUCCCUAGUCUCUGGAGGGUUCGAGAUUAUUCUCGGGACGUUGACCUCGUGCAUUGGAUCUCCGUCUACCGAGGAAGGACAGGCAUGGCAGGAUCGGGCCUACGAAGAUAUCAAGCGACACUACCCUGUCACUCAAGAUGCCUGGACUGGAUGCUUUAAAGAGGAGACAAUCCCCUACAUCAACGCGAUUGUCAAGGAGGCUGGCCGAUACUACACCCAAUCAUCCCCCCCUAAGACUAUGAUCUUAAUCAACGCGCAAGCGGGUAACCAUGAUGUCGAUCAUUUUGGUCCCGACGCUGGAAGUUUUAACCCUGAGCGGUGGCUCAAGUCUCUCAGCCCUCCCACUGAGGUGGAAAGCAGCGGCCUGGGUCAUUUGAGCUUCGGGACUGGUUCUCGUGCUUGCUCAGGGCAGUACAUCGCUUCUCGCCUCUUGUACUCCGCAUUAGUAAGGAUUAUAUCGUCCUACAAGAUCGUAGCGAGCAACGAUAACCCUCCCAACACCGACUAUGUUGAGUAUAAUCAGUUCAAGACGGCCCUGGUUGCCAUUCCCAGGGAAUUUAAGAUCAAACUCAUUCCUCGUGAUACGGCCAUGACGGCCCAGUGCUUGGAUCUCGCCGAGGAGAGGACCAGAGAGCAUUACAAAGAGUAA